GCAGCCAAAAGCAGAAGGAAAACCACCGAGGAUCAGAAGGUGGCAAAUGCGAUCCAAUUCCGGUGCAGUCCUGACCGUGUCUGUGUCCAAUCCGCAAGCGAGUCAAGCAAAUGCGCCAGGAGGGAAACGUCCUUUCCGAAGAGAGAGAAGCACUGCCGCCAAGGUGGCCCUUCACCAGCCAAAAGGGGUUCCCUUGAGGUUCAACUUCCGUGCCAUGGCUAACCAGACCAGCUUGAUGUUAAACGAACGCUUCUCUGGACUGAGGGGCAAACGCCGCUUCCCCGCCACACGCAGCACAAGUCGGAUGGUCACGCUGCCCUAAGGUGGCCCCAUUUGUUGGGGAGACAGCCCUGUUCCAGCCUCCCGAUCGAGCUGUUUGUCUUCUUUGGUCUGGAGAGCAGAGUGGAAAGACUUCUCCAUCCUCGGAGCAGAAGGAUGGAGGCAAGGACUCCUUAGCCCUUUCUUUCAUGCAAUGGAUGGAAAGGACCCCCUACUUUGUGUCUAUGGAGUUCGAGUUAUGAAACUGAUUCAAGUCCAUGGACUCGGGCUGGUUUUGGACCCAAUUUCCAGCAAAAUUUGCAAAUGCGAUAAGAUAACAGCCCAAAUAUAGCACCUACCUUAUUUAUUGUGUCAGGAGCGAACCAAAACAGUUGUAUUGCAUAAAACAAACAAAA
Anolis sagrei ordinatus is the source of this 674-nucleotide messenger RNA. NCBI's taxonomy places the organism in Eukaryota, Metazoa, Chordata, Lepidosauria, Squamata, Anolidae. The record is from RefSeq and is a predicted model, not a curated record.